Messenger RNA from Tupaia belangeri chinensis (Chinese tree shrew), 6813 nucleotides. RefSeq names its product G-patch domain containing 8 (gene GPATCH8). The coding region runs from base 213 to 4490 and encodes 1425 amino acids. The transcript is spliced from 9 exons. Lineage: Eukaryota; Metazoa; Chordata; Mammalia; Scandentia; Tupaiidae. Gene Ontology annotation, cellular component: nucleus. The record is from RefSeq and is a predicted model, not a curated record.
CCACCACUUUACUCCACCCCGUGGGUAAUCACUUUGAUCAGUAUGAAGAAGGACAUUUGGAAAUAGAACAAGCAUCACUUGACAAACCUAUAGAAUCGGAUAAUAUUGGACACCGCUUACUCCAGAAACAUGGGUGGAAGCUGGGCCAGGGAUUGGGAAAAUCUCUCCAGGGGAGAACAGAUCCCAUUCCGAUCGUUGUCAAGUAUGAUGUCAUGGGCAUGGGUCGCAUGGAAAUGGAGCUUGAUUAUGCUGAAGAUGCUACCGAACGGCGCCGUGUCCUAGAAGUGGAAAAAGAAGACACAGAAGAGCUGAGACAAAAAUACAAGGAUUAUGUUGACAAAGAGAAGGCAAUUGCCAAAGCCUUGGAAGACCUCAGAGCCAACUUUUACUGUGAGCUCUGUGAUAAGCAGUAUCAGAAACAUCAGGAAUUUGACAACCAUAUCAACUCCUAUGAUCAUGCACACAAGCAGAGAUUAAAAGAUCUCAAGCAGAGGGAGUUUGCUCGAAAUGUCUCUUCAAGAUCCCGCAAGGAUGAGAAGAAACAAGAAAAAGCCCUUCGGCGGCUACAUGAGUUGGCAGAGCAAAGAAAACAAGCUGAAUGUGCACCUGGAAGUGGUCCCAUGUUCAGACCAACCACAGUGGCUGUAGAUGAAGAAGGUGGAGAUGAUGAUAAGGAUGAAUCAGCUACAAACAGUGGCUCGGGCGCCUCUGCCACUUGUGGCCUGGGAGCUGAUUUCUCCACAGAUAAAGGAGGUCCUUUCACCACAGUACAGAUCACUAAUACCACUGGACUGGCACAGGCUCCUGGGUUACCCUCUCAAGGCAUCAGCUUUGGCAUUAAGAAUAAUCUGGGGACCCCACUACAAAAAUUGGGAGUGUCAUUUUCUUUUGCUAAGAAGGCUCCUGUCAAACUUGAAUCAAUAGCAUCAGUUUUCAAGGACCAUGCAGAAGAAGGGACCUCUGAAGAUGGAACAAAAACUGAUGAGAAGGGAUCUGACCAAGGACUGCAGAAGAUUGGAGACUCUGAUGGUAGUAGUAAUCUUGAUGGUAAAAAGGAGGAUGAGGACCCUCAGGAUGGAGGGUCCCUUGCUUCAACACUAUCCAAGUUAAAAAGGAUGAAACGAGAAGAAGGAGCCGGGGCUACAGAGCCAGAGUAUUACCACUACAUCCCCCCAGCACACUGCAAAGUAAAGCCUAAUUUCCCCUUUCUACUCUUUAUGAGAGCCAGUGAACAAAUGGAAAGUGAUCAUAGUACACCCCCGAAGAAUGCUCCAGAAAGCAAAAAAAGCAGCUCUCCUAAGCCAAAAGGCUGUGUCAAGGCAACAGCAAGCCAAGGACCAGAAAAAACAGUUAGUGAAAUCUCUGAGCAAAAGGAAACUGGUGUGGUCGAGCCCUCAGAGCCUGGAAGCAAAGCUGAGACAAAAAAGGCCUCAGGAGAGGAUGUAAGUGAGCAGGGCUUAGAGAGUCCGAGUCAGAAGGCUUCAGAGAUGCAAACGUGUGAGUCUAACCCUUCUAAAGAAACCUCUCAGGCCACCCCAGCAGGGAAAGAAAGCCAGGAGGGCCCCAAACAUCCUACUGGUCCUUUCUUUCCAGUUUUGAGCAAAGAUGAAAGCACUGCCCUCCAGUGGCCGUCAGAACUACUAAUUUUCACCAAGGCAGAACCUUCCAUUUCAUACAGUUGUAACCCUUUAUACUUUGACUUUAAACUUUCAAGGAACAAAGAUAACAGAGCUAAAGGGACAGAAAAACCAAAAGAUGUAGGAAGCACUUCAAAGGACAGUCUACAAGGCCUUGACUCUAGUGAGCCAAAUAAAAGCAAAGAGGAGGAGGAGAAUGUAGUACGUCCAUCAGGAGGGAGAGUGGACGCCCCUGCUUCAGGUUCUACCUGUAGCAGCCUGAACAAGCAGGAGCCUGGAGGCAGUCACGGGUCAGAGACAGAAGAUACAGGAAGAAACCUUCCUAGCAAGAAAGAACGAUCUGGAAAGUCUCACCGACACAAAAAGAAAAAGAAGCACAAAAAAUCCAGCAAACACAAACGGAAACACAAGGCUGACACGGAAGAGAAAAGCUCUAAGGCAGAGUCUGGAGAGAAGUCUAAAAAGCGCAAGAAACGAAAACGAAAGAAGAAUAAGUCAUCAGCUCCGGCAGAUUCUGAACGAGGACCCAAACCAGAACCCCCUGGGAGUGGCAGCCCUGCCCCACCUAGAAGACGACGACGAGCUCAAGAUGACUCCCAGCGGAGAUCCCUCCCAGCUGAGGAAGGGAACAGUGGCAAGAAGGAUGAAGGUGGGGGUGGUAGCAGCUCCCAAGAUCACGGUGGGAGGAAACACAAAGGUGAACCUUCAGCCUCUUCCUGCCAGCGAAGAGCUGGCACCAAAAGGAGCAGCCGGUCUAGUCAUCGGAGCCGACCCAGUAGUGGAGAUGAGGAUAGUGAUGACGCUUCAUCACGCCGGCUGCAUCAGAAGUCUCCAUCCCAGUACAGUGAGGAGGAGGAAGAGGAGGAGGAAGACUCAGGCAGUGAGCAUUCCCGGAGCCGCUCACGGUCUGGCCGGCGCCAUUCCUCACACCGUUCCUCCCGACAUUCUUACUCGAGUAGCUCAGAAGCUUCUUCAGACCAGAGCUGCUAUAGUAGACAACACAGUUACUCUGAUGACAGCUACAGUGACUAUAGUGACCGAUCACGAAGGCACUCCAAGCGUUCCCAUGAUUCUGAUGACUCAGACUAUGCCAGCUCCAAGCACCGGUCCAAACGGCAUAAAUACUCAUCAUCUGAUGAUGACUAUAGUCUCAGUUGCAGCCAGUCCCGAAGCAGAUCUCGUAGUCACACCAGAGAACGCUCAAGAUCCCGGGGCCGCAGCCGGAGCAGCAGUUGUAGUCGCAGCCGAAGCAAGCGGAGAAGCCGCAGCACCACAGCCCACAGCUGGCAACGGAGUCGGAGCUAUAGCCGAGACCGAAGCCGCAGCACCAGGAGCCCUUCCCAGAGAUCAAGCUCCAGGAAGGGAUCAUGGGGUCACGAGAGCCCUGAGGAGAGACGCUCUGGGCAUCGGGACUUCAUUCGCUCUAAGAUCUACCGCUCCCAGUCUCCCCACUAUUUCCGAUCAGGCCGGGGCGAAGGAACUGGGAAGAAAGAUGAUGGCAGAGGAGAUGACAGUAAAGGGACAGGCCCACCCUCCCAGAACAGCAACACUGGUACAGGGAGGGGAUCAGAAAGUGACUGCAGCCCUGAAGACAAGAACUCAGUCACUGCCAAACUGCUGCUGGAGAAGAUUCAGUCUAGGAAAGUGGAGAGAAAACCCAGUGUGAGUGAGGAGGUGCUGGCCACCCCUAAUAAAGCUGGACUCAAGCUCAAAGACCCCCCACAAGGUUACUUUGGGCCCAAGCUUCCCCCAUCUCUUGGCAAUAAGCCUGUUCUUCCACUGAUAGGGAAGCUUCCAACUACCCGAAAGCCCAACAACAAGAAAUGUGAAGAGUCUGGCUUGGAAAGGGGGGAAGAACAAGAACAGUCAGAGACGGAAGAGGGGCCCCCAGGGAGUAGUGAUACCCCAUUUGGACAUCAGUUUCCCUCAGAGGAAACAGCUGGCCCCUUAUCAGACCCACCUCCUGAAGAGCCAAAGUCUGAAGAAGCUUCUGCUGAUCACCCUGUGGCUCCACUAGGCACCCCUGCACAUUCUGACUGCUACCCUGGGGACCCAACCAUCUCCCAUAACUACCUCCCUGACCCCAGUGAUGGGGACACCCUAGAGUCCCUAGAUAGUGGUAGUCAGCCAGGACCUGUGGAAUCCAGCUUGCUGCCUAUAGCACCAGACCUUGAGCACUUCCCCAGUUAUGCACCUCCCAGUGGGGAGCCUAGUAUCGAGUCGGCAGAUGGGGCUGAAGAUGCUUCACUGGCCCCCCUGGAGAGCCAGCCCAUCACCUUCACCCCUGAGGAGAUGGAGAAGUACAGUAAGCUCCAGCAGGCCGCUCAGCAACACAUCCAGCAGCAGCUUCUGGCCAAGCAAGUAAAGGCCUUUCCAGCUUCAGCUGCCCUGGCCCCAGCCACACCAGCUCUGCAACCCAUCCACAUUCAGCAGCCAGCCACAGCCUCUGCCACCUCCAUCACAACUGUCCAGCACGCCAUCCUCCAGCACCAUGCUGCAGCAGCUGCUGCCGCCAUUGGCAUUCACCCCCACCCUCAUCCCCAGCCACUUGCCCAGGUGCAUCACAUUCCCCAGCCCCAUCUGACUCCCAUUUCCUUGUCUCACCUCACUCACUCAAUUAUCCCUGGCCAUCCUGCCACCUUUCUCGCUAGCCAUCCCAUCCACAUCAUUCCCGCCUCUGCCAUCCAUCCUGGGCCCUUUACUUUCCACCCUGUCCCACAUGCUGCCCUUUACCCUACGCUCCUUGCUCCACGGCCUGCUGCAGCAGCUGCCACUGCCCUCCACCUUCACCCACUACUUCACCCCAUCUUCUCAGGUCAGGACCUGCAGCACCCCCCGAGCCAUGGCACAUGAGUUGGCAGGUGGGAGCCUAGGUAGUGCCAGGGAAGGUGACCUAUAAGUCUUCCCUUGGGGGUGUUGAGCCAUUAAUACCAGCAAGUAGAAGCUGGGAUGGGCAGUGUCUGACAGCCAAAGAAUUGAGUUUUGGCUUGCAGGGGUGGGUUUAGAUUUGAGGUUUGCUUUGGGUUUACUAUCAGGGAUUUUUUUUUUUUUUCUUCUCCUUAUUUUUCCCCUCUCCUGUGUUUGUAAGCUAGGGAACACCAAUAAGUGCUACCCACCCCUCUGCAGCAACAUCUCUAAACCGUCAUGUUUAAAUAGCCCCCUUCUCACAGUACUUUUUAGUCCUUCACCCUUCUAUAAAUUUAAAAACGUUUUUCUCCUCUCUGGCUGGCUGGUUGUCACCAAAGCACUUGUUGAGGACCCAUCUGGUCCUGCCUUCUCAGUGCCACAAGGAAGGCCAAGCCGUCUUUCUAGUAGUGAUACCACCACUUUGGGGCAGUAUCUUUGACCAAUUCAUUGGUGACCUUAUGUUAUCCCAGGUGAGGUUGAAAGGGAGUCUGGCCUGGAACCAGGUACAACUCAGGCUGCAAUUAGAUCCAUUUCCCACCCAAACAGAGCCACACAUUUGGCAUUGUCCUUGUAUCCCUCAUCCCAGAAGAGGCAUCUGCAUAUCCCAGAAAAGAAGAUCUAUCAUGAAUAGAAGCUUUGCGGAACACGGAGUCGCCCAUGUGCUUCCCCAGGGAGGAGCUCAUGUGUCUGAAGGGUAUAUUUUCUCCUGUCGUGUUGAUGUUUCCUUCUUAAUUUAUAGGAUUUUUUAAUGUAAAAAAAUUGCACUGAACUCUAUAAACGUAAAUGCUGCUUUUUGUAGCUCAUAUAAAAAAGGUUCCAUAUUUGUAGUAUACUGCAAUAAUAUUUUUUACAUCCAGCUCUUUAAGUGAUCCUUGUUCUGGUGGCUUUGUGUAAAUAUGUUUGCCCUAGUUGAAUUAAGAAACUUUAAAGGUUAUAAAACGAAAACAAAAAAUAAAGUAUUUGUUUUCUGCUAGAUGCAAAAAUGACUAAGCAUGUAUAUUUUAUCAAACUCAUGUAUUUUUUGAAGUUAUGAACUAUAAAAAUGUUAAAACAACACUUUUUGCUGGGACAAAAUGCUAAGUGAUUCACUGUAGGUGGUGCCCCUGACACUGGGACUUUUGAGCUGAUGGACAGAAAUCAGCUGGGUGUGUGAGCAGAAUGUUCAGUUGUGACAGUCUUCCUCACAGGCUUUGUUUUAUACAGAGAAACAGGUAGACCCCACAGAGGAGGAGGGGAAGAUUCAACAGCUUUAUUCUCUGGAAGCAGUGAGAAUCAUUGGUUGUCUGGGGGGAUUCUUGGGUUUUCCUGGGUCCCUUUUCAAGCAGUCUCUUUGCCUUCCUAGUAUUUAGUCCCCUCUGACAAUUUUUUAAAUGUGCCUUUUGGGUUGCCUUGAAACUGAAGCAGAAGUAGACUGGAGGAUGAUAGAGUUGGGACAGUUUUUUUGUUUUGUUUUUUUGUUUUUUUUUCUCGUUAAGAGGUGAGCACAUUUUUAGAUCAAAUACUUUGGCUCUAUAGUUUCCAUGUCUUCUUCCCAGCUAAGUUUAAGUGGUGAAAGUUCCUUUUCUCUUUUCUCCGAUGACAUUGACCAUAGUAGUUACCACCUCAGCCCCGCCCUCCCAUCUUCCUGCCUUCUACCCAGGCUCUGAGCCCUAACCCACACUGACCCAAAGCUGCUGGUAUUGCAGUGUAGGUAGCAGUUCACUCUGGCAUUUCUCUACCUGUUCCGAUGAUUAGAAUUGGUUGAGUGAUCACCUGACAGGAAAAACAACUUGCCUUGGCCAAGGCUCUGUGUUUCUGCCUGCCUUCUCAAAUUCCCAAAAGAAAAAGAUUUUGAGUUUCUGAGAAGCAGGCUCUUGAUUGAGCCCCCUCUCCUACCUGUUCAGUGCUCCUCGUCUGAUUCAGAAGCACCACUUUUUGAAUAACUAGCACUGGAAAAAUGAAAUAAUCUGAAGUGAAGGGACUCCUUUUUCUUUUCUUUCACCCCAUGUAAAUAUUUAAAUAAUACAGUAUUAACAUUUUUUGUGCUGCUUCCCAUUAGCUUGUAGAUUGAGCCAUAUUCUGGCCACCUCUGCCUUCCUGGGGGCAGUUAUCUUUAACUUCCAGAAUAGUGAUUUUAAAACUUAAAAAAAAAAGAAAAAGAAAAAACAAAAUAACCUAUCCUUACUUACAAGCAUAACAGAUUGUAUUUAACUUUAUCACAUAUGAUAGAGAUAUAUAUGCUGUAAAAUGAGGGAAAGGAACUUUCUAAUAAACCAAUGAUUUGUGGAAA